AGAGAGAGAGCGAGAGAGAGAGAGAGAGAGAGAGGAAGGAAGAAAGACAGUGUGUGGAUGAUCUGAUGUGUUGAAGCAAUGCUGCAUUAAACAGACUGUAUCUUUCAUCUAAACACUCUGCACUUCCACUAAACCUGCACAUCAAGGACUCCAUCAGCUGUUCAACACUGUAAUGCUCUGACAGAGUUUCUACACACAGCCAUCGAGAUGAAUGUGAAUAGCUUAUUAAACAAAUGGACUCAGAUCCACAGGAUGUGUGAAGUGGAUGUGCCGUCUGAGCCGAGCAGUCCUACACUGUACAGCGAGUCAUCAGAUGCAUACUACCACGUCGACCGCUGGCAGAAGCUGCGCACAGCUGUGAGGAAACUCGAGUUCUGGGAGAAUUUUAGCCAUGAACUUAUUGGGAGUGGCUUCUUCUCCAAAGUCUAUAAGGUGAUGCACAACACCACGCGCAAGGUAAUGGUGGUAAAGAUCUAUAAAAAUGAUGUGGAUCAGGACAGCAUCGUCCGAGAAAUCAGCCUCUUACAGAAACUUUCCCACCCCAACAUUGUCAGGUAUCUUGGCAUCUGUGUGAAAGAAGACAAGCUUUAUCCUAUUUUAGAGUAUGUUAGCGGUGGCUGUCUGGAGGAAUUGCUAGCUCGGAAAGAUGUUCCUCUGUGCUGGAGGGAGAAAGUGGACCUGGCCUCAGACAUCACCAAAGGAAUGAUUUACCUCCACUACAAGAACAUCUACCACAGAGAUCUCAACUCUAAGAACUGUUUGAUAAGGGUGACUGCUCGUGGCAGAGAGGCUUUGGUCACAGACUUCGGUUUGGCCAGGGAAGUAGCCGAGCUUCCUGCCAAAGACCGAAAGUUGUCACUAGUCGGUUCAGCCUUCUGGAUGGCACCAGAGAUGUUGCGUGGUGAACCUUACGACCGCAAGGUUGAUGUGUUCUCCUUUGGGAUAGUGCUGUGUGAAAUCCUUGCAAGAAUCCCAGCAGAUCCAGAAAUACUUCCAAGAACUCGGGACUAUGGCUUGAACAUCUCUGCUUUCAAGAUGAUGGUUACUGGUUGUCCACAGCGUUUACUUGACCUGGCAGCAAACUGUUGUUUGAUAGAGGUGUUCCCGAGGCCAUCAUUCACCGAGGUCCUGGAUGAACUGUCUGAGAUCACAGAGACCCUGGAGCCGCCUACACACACAGAUCUGACCACGGGCUGAGCUGUUUAACGUACACACCAGUCCUACAGAGAUCUGAGCGUAAGAGCAAAAUCUCUUGCAGCAUCGCGCUGGACAGGAGGGAAAGAGACGGAGCUGUGAGCCAGACCAGCAUUGUUGAUGAAACAAAGACACACAAGUUCACACUGCUGACCUAAUAGAGUUAUGCAGAAAUAUCAGAGCUGCUGCUAAAUACAUCAUUAGUUCAUGGACAGCGUGUUGUAGUUUGGUCUUUUAGAGUUUAGAGUUUUUAGAGCCUUAACCAGUCACAUUUUUGGGGAACUGCUGUGUUUCAAAGGUUUAUAUAUUUAUUGCAAAACAAUGAUGAUGAUAAUGAUGAUGGUGAGCACGACGAUGAUAUUUCUCUAGCGAUUCAAGCUAAAAUGGUGAAUCUAUGAUAUUUUUGUAAAUUCUUGUACAUAAGAAGUUGUCUAUUUACACAUUAGGUAUUUUGUUACACAAUCCUUCAUAUUGUAUUUGUGUCUUGUUUAUUGCCUUUUAUUAUAGUCUGCUUGCUGAGUGGUCUAAAAUACUUUUUACAUGGUAUGAGAUACAUGUUGAGCUACAGUAUUACUUAGUACAGGAAAUAUCCUGCUUUCUGAAGGGAAGACCUACACAUAACCAUCCUUUCCACCAGUGUUUCUGUUUUUCAACCAUGGAGGUUCAUUCAAGAAUCAUGAAAAAAAAAAGAUCUAGAUUUUCUGUCUUGAUGUUUGUGUACAACCUUAUUGAUCAUCUCAGCUCCUUAUUUUAUUUUUGAAAUGUUUUAAGUAUAUUUUAUAUUUUCUUUUUUUCCUAAAUUUUUGCUUUAUGAAUACUGCACAAUAUCAAAUGUAUAAAUUAUAUUGGUAUCCUUCUGUUGUUAUCUAGACAAUUAAAAGUUUUGAAAUAAGUAUCUCAUUUUGUCAUCUAAACAUGCAUUUAUGGUUUGCAAUGAAAGAUUUUUAUAAAUGUAAGAAGAAUCACUUUUUUUUACUUUGUAUUAAUUUGGAAAUGUUCAUAUUCAUAUUGACAUCAUAUUAAUGCAUAGUGAUUAUGUAUAAGAUCCAGAAAAUUCCUUACUUAAAUAGGUUCAUAUAAAUAAUUGAAUGAAUAAUAAUUUGUUACUGCUUAACCUUAAAUGAUUAUGUUUCAGGGGGAAAAAAAAGUUUUGGUUUCAUAAUGCUGCUUCACAUUCCACAUAUGGCAUUUUUUCAAUAGAUUUUUUUUUUAAAUGAUAACCAGUAAAUGCACAGAAUUGUAAUCGUUAGCAAAUAGUAGUGUAUAAGAAAUAAAACACUGUAAAAUGCUGUUCUUAGAAAAGAAUCAGCUCCUAAGUGGUUACAGCAUGUCAUGAUUUAUUCCUCCCUACUCCUGUUAUAAUAUAGAUGAAUAGGGCUGUCAUGCGCUCUCUGAUCUUAAAGUAUAAUGAAGCCAUGUAAUAACUCUUUCAUCAAACACAAGCUUAUUACUUAUUAGCUUUCAUGUCUAAUUAACUGCAUUUUUUUUUCCACAUGGUCGGAACUCUUAGCUAUGUUAAUUAUACAGUA
Messenger RNA from Silurus meridionalis, 2723 nucleotides. Its product is annotated as PKc_LIMK_like_unk domain-containing protein. The transcript has 10 exons. Gene Ontology annotation, cellular component: cytoplasm; nucleus. NCBI's taxonomy places the organism in Eukaryota, Metazoa, Chordata, Actinopteri, Siluriformes, Siluridae. Gene Ontology annotation, molecular function: ATP binding; protein serine/threonine kinase activity. Gene Ontology annotation, biological process: protein phosphorylation; actin cytoskeleton organization. The record is from RefSeq and is a predicted model, not a curated record. Bases 208 to 1197 code for a protein of 329 amino acids.